AUGAGGGAAACUGAUAGUUUGAUAGGUUAUCGAGAAGAGAGACAACAUAACUCUGUUCGGCACCACCAUGCAACCGAUGAAAAUCAUUUAGAAAACAAUAGUAAUUGUGAGAGACACAACAACAGCAAUGACGAUGUCGACGAUGAUAAUGAAGAAGAAGAAGAAGAUGAUGAUGAUGACGACGAUGGGAAUUCACAGAAUUCAGAUAAUGUUCUUCAAGACCACGUGCAUAAUAUCAAGAAAUUGCCGUGGUAUUCACGACCUAGUGUGUAUUCAAUCAUUCUCGUUGUUGGGUCAUUAACUAUGAGUAUAGCAAUGGCAGAUCCUACCCGUCAAAUUGUAUUGAACAAGUUGGCCUCAAACACUGUGGCCAAAGAAGAAAUGGAUGUGGCAAACACUUACUCGGCAAUAGCCAUAUCAGCAUCGCCACCGCAGGAGAAAGUUCAAAAUCUAGUUGCAUCUUUUAAUCAGUUUCUUUUAGUUGGAUUGACCUUAAUAUCAUUGCCUAUGACGGCCAAGUAUGGUGAAUUGUCAAAUGUUCAUGGCAGGAAACCAUUUUUUACAGCUUUAGUACUUACAAGCUUGAUAUCAAGAACGUGGCAAUACUACUUGUACCGUUACUCUACAUUACAAUUCAAAUCAUUACUAAUUGCCAACUACAUCCAGUCAUUAACCGGAGGAACGAAUAUCAUAUCGGCGCUUGCAAACUCUUAUGUAAGUGACAUUACACUUCCAAGCCGACGUACAUUUGCAUUUGGUUUAGCUAGCUCUGCAACAUUUGUUGGUCAAUCUUUUGGGCCAGCAUUGGGAUCAAUCAUUAGUGAUGCUGCCUCUACAAACCGAUUUAAAAAAAACGUUGCAAUUUUUUCCGGAAUGGUGCAAAUCACACAUAGUGAACGUGUUGUUUUGGUGAGUGAGCUUUUAAUACAACUAGUUUUGUUGUUAUAUGUCAUUUUCCUUUUUCCUGAGUCUAGAGGCGCAAAAGCUAGGGGCUUAGCUGAAGAUCGUGUUUUGCACGAGAGCCCUCUGAUUGAAGAGUCGUUACCAAUUGAAGUAGAUCUAGACAGUAAGCUCGAUAAAAAGCUUUCCAAAAAGGCAUCCGUGGUGAUUAAAGAAAUAUUGCUGUUUAUGAAUAUUUUCAAACCCUUGCGUUUAUUGGCAUAUUCCAAAAAAGUGGCGCGCCCACGAAGUAAGCGCAGAUACACCCAGUUUAGAAAUGCUGUAAUUGGUUUAAUUUCAACUUCGGUGAUGUACCAAGGACUAAUAUUUGCCAUGAAUGAAUUGGUCAUACAGUAUGGUAUCUUUACGUUUGACUGGAAUGCAGAUGAUAUAUCAUAUUUAUUAUCAAUUAUAUCUGUUCUGAGAUCAUUGGUAUUAAUUGCAAUUUUACCCGUUAUUGAGAAGCUUUUGAAAAAAACGUUUUGUUUGCAAAGCUUAAACUUUCAGUUUGAUAUGGUAGAGUACCUGUUAUUAAUGAUAUCGUUCAUUGUGGGUUUCCUUCUGUUUAUUUUAUUCUAUUUUGCCAAUAGCACCAAGAUGUUUUAUAUCGCUGUUGCGGUUUUCUCCUUGAAUGCCAUUAUUGGUCCCACAAUGGAUAGCACUAUCCUCAAGUUCUAUCCAACUUCUAAAAGUGCUAUGUUGUUUUCAGCAAAUAUUCUUAUGUUAAACAUAGUGUGCAUCUUCACUUCCCCCAGUAUUUUGGGAAUUUAUAAAGUUUCCUUGCAAUGGGGCAAUGCUGCAAUUCCAUUUUUGGUAUAUGCUAUGGCUAUGUUGGUAUUUAUUGGCAUUGUUUACUGGUGCAAGAGAAGUAUACACCUUGAUAGCAAAUGCAGAGAUGAUAGCAAGUAG
Lodderomyces elongisporus is the source of this 1848-nucleotide messenger RNA. RefSeq lists its product as uncharacterized. Gene Ontology annotation, cellular component: membrane. Gene Ontology annotation, molecular function: transmembrane transporter activity. The record is from RefSeq and is a predicted model, not a curated record. The transcript has a single exon. NCBI's taxonomy places the organism in Eukaryota, Fungi, Ascomycota, Pichiomycetes, Serinales, Debaryomycetaceae. Gene Ontology annotation, biological process: transmembrane transport. The coding region runs from base 1 to 1848 and encodes 615 amino acids.